Messenger RNA from Pyrgilauda ruficollis (rufous-necked snowfinch), 1522 nucleotides. RefSeq names its product Bardet-Biedl syndrome 10 (gene BBS10). Bases 30 to 1496 code for a protein of 488 amino acids. Gene Ontology annotation, biological process: chaperone-mediated protein complex assembly. Lineage: Eukaryota; Metazoa; Chordata; Aves; Passeriformes; Passeridae. The record is from RefSeq and is a predicted model, not a curated record. The transcript has a single exon.
GGCGGCGCCUGGCGCGGCUCUGCGCCGAGAUGUGCCGGCGCUGCGCCCCGGCCGCCGCCGCACGCCCGCAGGUGCUGCGGCUCCUCGGCCGGCGGUUCGCGGAGCUGCACGCCGCCGUGCCCGGCCUGCCCCUGGCGAGCUCCAGGGUCCUGCCCGGCAUCGUCCUCCGGAGGGACUUCGCUGCCUACUGCCCGACGGACGGCGAGCUGCGGGCCCUGCUCGUCACCGAGCCCCUGCGGCCCGCCCUGACGGCCCCCGGUGUCGAGUUUGUUGUCGACUCGGAAGGUCAGUAUCAGGCUUCCCUGCGCUGGAUCACUGCGAGGACAGAAGCCUUAAUGAAACACUUGCAGAGUAACAAUGUUAAGCUGUUACUGUCGAGUGUGAAGCAAGAAGAAAUAGUUAUCUACUAUGCCAAAUUAUAUGGUGUGUCUGUGGUAGAGUGCUUAUCGUCGGAAGAAAUGGCCCUUAUCAGUGAAAUCACGGGUGUCUCCCCUUACGUGCCUUUUGGUGAUAGCAUGGACCGAGAGAUAACCGAAACUGCAGUGGUAACGUUUUGCCAGCCCUUACUGCUCGUCUCCAAGAGAUGUGUCCACAUUGGCUUUGCCAGCGUGUGUGCCUUCCAGCCCCAUUGCCUGAUCCUGUGUGGGCCGGUCGAUGGCGUUAAUGAGCAACAUGCUGCUGCUUUACAAGAGGCCUUCACAAUGCUGCAGCAGCUGUUUAAAACACUCGAUCAGAGGCAGGAAUGGAAAGCGGAAGGUGAAAGCCAGAGCAAAGCCUCAGAUGUUUGCACUUGGCAUUCUGCAGCUACUCAGAAACAACUGGUAAUAGAAAAUACUUGUAAUAGUAACCAGGUUUCUGAAAGUCAGUUGAAAGCACUUAGUGACGAAACAGAGAGGAAAAAUUUUGACCCUGAUAAAAGUGAUCUGCUGAUCCACAAUCAAAAGAACCACAGCACUCCUGUGUUAGUGGCACAUAACACUGAUGCAGUCGUUGCCUGUGAGUGCCUGGAUGUUGGCAAAGGUCUAGAGAAAACAUGUUGCCAUAUAGUUCCAUUUAAACAGGAGGAGAGUUGUGCAGGUAUUGCACAGGAUUACUCCAACUGCCUCAUAGAAGCGGGAUCAGUUUUGCCAGUAGGAGGUUACUUUGAAAUCCUGUUACAUUAUUAUAUUCAGGAUUACGCAAAAGAGUGUCAGCAGUCAGAGGUAAUGACCGUAUCUAAUGUGGUUGCUGAUGCUUUGCUAAGUAUUCCCAAGGCCUUGUACGGGACAGCAGAACGGGGUGGCUUUACCAAAUUCUAUCUUGAAGCCAUUAAUUUACUCCAAAAAAAUCAGCCACUGCCUGUAAACGAUGAAGGCUUAGAGUCAGUGUAUUGCAAAUACCAGUUAGUCAUUUCAGUUCUUCAUUGUGUUACAGAGCUUCUCUCCAUAGACUUAGUAAUUGGUAUUAGGCGGCCACUCAAAAAAAUUGAGGAUCGUGACUCAGAAGAUGACACUUGAAAUCAUUAAUAAAGAAUGAUUUUUGU